CCCUCCCAGGUCUGCCCAUUUCGCCCACACCAGAUCCACAAGCUAAUCACCCUAGGCUAGCAAGUAAGUAAGCACACUCGAACGAGAAGAUGGUGAAGCUUGUGCAGGACGAGGAGAACCAGAGGCAGCUCCUGGACGGCCACAAGGAGAAGCACUUCACGUCCGGCGAGGUGGUCCGGGACAUCAUCAUCGGCGUCUCCGACGGGCUCACCGUGCCCUUCGCCCUCGCCGCCGGCCUGUCCGGUGCCAACGCGUCGUCCGCGCUCGUGCUCACCGCAGGGCUCGCCGAGGUCGCCGCCGGCGCCAUCUCCAUGGGGCUCGGAGGGUACCUCGCCGCGAAGAGCGACGCCGACCACUACCAGCGGGAGUUGCAGCGCGAACAGGAGGAGAUCGACACCGUCCCCGACACAGAGGCCGCGGAGAUCGGGGACAUCCUUUCCGAGUACGGGCUGGGCCCCGAGGAGUACGGGCCCGUGGUCACCUCCCUCCGCAACAACCCAAAGGCCUGGCUCGAGUUCAUGAUGAAGUUCGAGCUUGGGCUGGAGAAGCCGGACCCGCGGCGGGCGCUGACGAGCGCGGCGACGAUCGCGCUGGCGUACGUCGUCGGCGGGCUGGUGCCGCUGCUGCCUUACAUGUUCGUCCCGUCGGCGGACCGCGCCAUGGCCACCUCCGUGGUCGUCACCCUCGCCGCGCUGCUCUUCUUCGGCUACGUCAAGGGCCGCUUCACCGGGAACCGCCCUUUCCUCAGCGCCCUGCAGACCGCCGUCAUCGGCGCGCUCGCCUCCUCCGCCGCCUACGGCAUGGCCAAGGCAGUGCAGGCCAUCUGAUCUUUCUGAUCCAGAUACCUUAAUUUGCGCCGUGCCGUCAAACCAAACCCACCGGGCUUGCUAAUGUACCGAGAAAAAUAAGUGCAGCUAGGGAUCUCUCUGUGCCUGUCUGUGUGUGUGGAAUAGUCGAUUGGUAGCUGUGCAGACUCUAGUGUGUACUGGUAGCCCAAGUGUCCGUGCUGAUGUACGACUGUGUUUUUCCUUUUGUCCCUGAUUUGAUUUUGAGAUCGAUGAUGUGCACUGUGUUAGUGUGUCUUUUUUCUUGUCUGUUGCGUUAAGGGUCUGUUUGUUGGUGUCCUGAGCUUUGUGCCCUGAGAGCUUCAUGAGAAAUCGACCUUUUUUGGCCUGGCCAGGCAUA
Brachypodium distachyon (stiff brome) is the source of this 1185-nucleotide messenger RNA. RefSeq names its product vacuolar iron transporter 1.2. Gene Ontology annotation, cellular component: vacuolar membrane. The coding region runs from base 90 to 827 and encodes 245 amino acids. The record is from RefSeq and is a predicted model, not a curated record. The transcript has 4 exons. Gene Ontology annotation, molecular function: manganese ion transmembrane transporter activity; iron ion transmembrane transporter activity. Lineage: Eukaryota; Viridiplantae; Streptophyta; Magnoliopsida; Poales; Poaceae. Gene Ontology annotation, biological process: intracellular manganese ion homeostasis.